Menidia menidia (Atlantic silverside) is the source of this 2399-nucleotide messenger RNA. Lineage: Eukaryota; Metazoa; Chordata; Actinopteri; Atheriniformes; Atherinopsidae. The record is from the annotation of a GenBank genome assembly.
AGAAGUGGGUGAGAGAGCUGUUGAAACUGUCUCAGGACACAUAAAGUUUGCGUUGGUGGUUUGAAGAACUUUUCAGUUAAUUCCUUUUCAGAGAUAGUUUUCUUUUUUUUCUUGUUUCUUUCUUGCUUUUUUGUUUGAUCUUUUUUUCUGAACUCUGGGGUCCUUUAGAGCACGGUUCGAAUGUGGAAUGGCUGAACUGGUCCGAAUCCGCAAGAAAAAACUGCAGAUACCCAUCUCUAGGCUCAGGAGUAUGCUGAAGCAGCUGGAGGAGAAGGAUGUCGAUUUUGAAGAAAUCAAAAACAAUCUGGAUUUCACGGCGUCAUUACUGGAGGCAGUGUACCUUGAUGGAUCAAGGCAGUGUCUGGAGACUGAAGAUGAUCUUCAGCAGCUACAGUCAGAUGGAGUGCCAUCGGAGGUCACUGACUGGCUGGCGACCACCUUCACGCAGAGGGUUCGACGACCGUUGCGUCGCUCCGAUGAGAAGCCCAAGUUUCGCAGCAUUGUGCACGCAGUGCAAGCUGGGAUAUUUGUGGAGAGGAUGUUCAAGAGGGCCUACACAGUGACCAUGCCAGACCAACCUGCGGCAGUCGUAAACUGCCUGAGGGAUGUUGACCGUUGGAGCUUUGACGUGUUUGCUCUGAACUCAGCAAGCUCUGAUCAUGCACUACAAACUCUGGUCUUUGAGCUGAUCACCAGAUAUGAACUGAACCGCCGUUUUAAGAUCCCCAUCUCAUGCCUGACAGAAUUCCUGUCUGCUCUGGAGAAAGGGUACUGCAAACACAACAACCCCUAUCACAACCAUGUUCACGCUGCUGAUGUUACACAGACACUGCACUGCCUGCUGCUGCGCUCGGGACUCGUGCACUGGCUGACAGAGCUUGAGGUGAUGGCGUCACUAUUUGCUGCAGCCAUUCACGACUAUGAACAUACGGGAACUACAAAUAACUUUCACAUCCAUACAAAGUCAGAGUUUGCGUUGAUCUACAACGAUCGGUCUGUACAAGAAAGUCAUCACUUGAGUGCAGCAUUUCACUUGCUACAGGACGACCAAGUGAACAUCUUCAUUAAUUUGACACGAGAGGAAUGGAUGGAGCUGCGAUCGCUUGUUAUAGAGAUGGUUUUGUCCACUGACAUGUCCUCCCACCUACUCCAAGUUAAAGCAAUGAAAUCCUGUCUACAGCAACAGGAGAGGAUUGAUAAGCCCAAAGCUCUGUCUCUGUUACUGCACACGGCUGACAUAAGCCAUCCAUCCAAGCCCUGGGCACUGCACUCUCGCUGGACAAAAGCCCUGAUGGAGGAGUUUUUCAGGCAGGGUGAUAGAGAGGCGGAGCUUGGCCUCCCCUUCUCUCCGCUGUGUGAUCGACAAAGCACCCUCGUAGCUGAGUCUCAGAUCGGUUUCAUAGACUUCAUUGUGUAUCCAACGUUCUCGCUGCUGACAGACAUGGCAGAAAAGAUAGUUAUUCCUUUAGUGGAGGAGAACCCAGUUCAACCCGACCCCUGCAACAGACACAGUAACCUCUGGAAAGAGAGCUCAAGAGGUCUGCAGUGGAGUCUGGCACACGUCACCGCUGAGCUGGUGAGCUUUCGCUCAACCUGGACACGGCACACUGAGGACAACAAGUUCAAAUGGAAAGAGAACGGAUCUAAUGGGGUUUCAGACUCCAGUGUUACAAAAGAACACAGACCAGAACAAGAGGAUCUGUCAGAAAAGUCUCUGCAAGACCCCACUGCACAUACUAAAAAGUAGACAGGACUUCUUUUGUUCUACGAAUUUGCUUAAAGGAAUAUCUUCAAAUGUUAAAUAGGGUCAACAGUGAUUCACUUUUUAUUAAAAAAAGAAGGGGAAAAAAAGAAGGAACUUAAUGUUUUAAUGACUGUGGGACUGAGGAGGAGACUAGGGUUUACUUUAGGUCAAGAUCAUCUUCCAAAGGUAAGAUGCAGAGUAGUUCCAUGAAGAGUCGCACACCACAGUCAUUUUGGUGGAAAGUGUACAUGCUGGUCAUGUUAUAUGUUGUGUAGUACAUGCUAUGGAUUUACGUUGCCACUGAAACACAAUAAAAGGAAUUUCUUUUUUCUGAUAUUUCUGAUUGUAGUUUUACGUGCACACCAAUCAUUUAACUCUCCAUUAAAUGUUAAAAACGAUAUUAAUUGGAUUUUUGUGAUUUAUGUUUUUGUUAAAGGUAGGGAGUUCAUCAGGAAAGAGGAAAGGUGUAAAGCUCUUUUUCUGUAAUUUAAUCUACAAUCAAACAAGGACCACAAGUCAGAGCAUAUUAAUUCCACAAAUCUUUAACAACUGUCACAAAAACCUUAUAUAUGUUGUGAACACUGUGAACACUGUCAUAAAACCUGUUAUUUAAACAUUUUUGUUUUGAAUUGUGUUACUAUAAAUCUUCCUCUGA